Molecule: messenger RNA, 1497 nt
Organism: Chenopodium quinoa (quinoa)
Lineage: Eukaryota; Viridiplantae; Streptophyta; Magnoliopsida; Caryophyllales; Amaranthaceae
Product: syntaxin-31-like
Exons: 6
Coding region: 231-1265 (344 amino acids)
Biological process (GO): endoplasmic reticulum to Golgi vesicle-mediated transport; intracellular protein transport; vesicle fusion
Cellular component (GO): Golgi membrane; SNARE complex; endomembrane system
Molecular function (GO): SNARE binding; SNAP receptor activity
Source: RefSeq, a predicted model, not a curated record
CAUGGGCCACACGGCCCAUGAUCGACUAGUCUAUUAGAUCUCAAAUUCUCAAUCAUUAGUUGGUUAUAAAAUUAUUCUUUUGCCACCCAAAAUCCCUAAUAGAGGGAGGUGGGAGAUGAAGGGAAAAGGCAAAGGAAUCGAAAGGGAAAUCCCAACUUCCAUUUCCAACUGUUAAACUCUUGUCCGAAUAUCAGCUCUUCUCCUCCUUCCUCUACCCACCAAACUCAUCAAUGGCUUCCAUCAGAAUCACCUCUUAUCGAGAUCGGACGGCGGAAUUCCGAUCAUUAUCAGAAACAUUGAUGAAGAUCGAGGGCAUUUCCGCCGCCGUCAAUUCCGCCGGAAUUCAUCCAACUACGGCGAACCAAUCGGCGGAGCAAACGCCCUCGUCGUCUACUAGAUCCGAAUUCAAUACGAAGGCUUCUCGAAUCGGGUUGGGUAUUCACGAAGCUUCUAGGAAAAUCGCCCGCCUUUCCCAAAUGGCAAAGACGUCUUCUAUGUUUAACGAUCCUACGAAAGAGAUACAAGAGCUCACUGCGUUGAUUAAAGACGAUAUUACGGCACUCAAUGUAGCAGUUGCAGAUCUACAAAAUCUUCAAAACAGUGAAACAACUAAAAGUUAUUCAGAUGAUAAGGCCAUUCAUGCAAAUGCUGUUUGUGAUGACAUAAAAAACAGACUGAUGGCAGCUACAAAGCAGUUCCAGGAAGUAUUGACUACUAGAACAGAGAAUAUCAAGGCCCAUGAAACCAGGAAACAGUUAUUUUCAGCUAAUGCAUCUAGAGAUAAUCCGUUUCAGCGUUCUGCUAAAGCCAUAAAUGAGCCACCUCCAUGGUCGAAUUCAUCAAAUGUCUCUGCAAGUGUGCAACCUACCCUCAGACAAUCAUCAAGUGGAGCUCAGUCCGGGAGUCAACUUAGGCGGAGAAUGGGUACCGAGACUAUACCAUCCAACAACAUGGAAAUGUCUAUGCUUCAGCAAGCUGCUCCUCAGCAAGAGAAUCAUUAUCGUGCCACAGCUCUCCAGAAUGUAGAAUCUACAAUCUCAGAGUUAAGUGGGAUCUUUACGCAUCUGGCUACAACGGUUGCGCAUCAGGGGGAGCUUCUAAUUAGGAUUGACGAUAACAUGGAAGAGUCCCUGAGCAAUGUGGAAGGUGCUCACAGUGCUUUACUGAAACAUUUAACUCGUAUAUCAUCAAACAGGUCCUUGCUAUUCAAACUAUUUGGUGUUUUGAUUUUUUUCUUGGUGGUGUUUAUCUUCUUUAUUGUUUAGUUUGUAAAAAACUUUGCACUACUAGUUUCUGGGAUUCGUCACAUUCUUUAUUUAGUUCCCAUCUGAAAUACCAACCUUUUUGUAUCUAUUAAGGAUGCAUUACCAAUUUACCAUGUCAUGUAAAUAGAAAUAGGUUCCUGAAUACGAGUAUUUGAUUUGAGAGAAACAUUUUUUUGUAAGCAGCAUUUCUGAAGUUUUACAGCAUAUCAAAAGCAAAUUCUCUUUUAAUGCA